Molecule: messenger RNA, 870 nt
Organism: Talaromyces amestolkiae
Lineage: Eukaryota; Fungi; Ascomycota; Eurotiomycetes; Eurotiales; Trichocomaceae
Exons: 2
Coding region: 1-870 (289 amino acids)
Source: RefSeq, a predicted model, not a curated record
AUGUCCCGCUCAGCAGCAGAUGCAACCCGCUUCACGGCCACAGGGCCGUAUGUCAGUUCCAAAGCUCCCUACCAACUCCCCAACUCCUUGAAACAAAAUAAACAACCCACACCGUCAAAUUACCAAUCUCCUACAAAAUCCUCGAUAUCAAGUUCCUCACAGAAUCAGUCAUCGCCACCACCCGGCGAGACACCACGACAAAAAGUCGAGCGACUACGUGCUCAAGCGCGCGCCGCCCGACUCGCCCAGACCGGCAAUGCGUUCGAUAGGAUAAUCGAGAGGGGUCGGAGGGUGGCUAAUAGUGCUCACAAAGUGAUGAUUUAUACCCUCAUUACUGCAUCAGGCGUCUGCGGCGCCCUAACACUCUACUCCGUCGUAUCCCUCACAAUGUGGAACCGACGCCAGCGCGAACUCUGGCUCGACAGACAACUACAAGACCUGCAAGCUGCACGCGAAGCAUUCGUAGCCGGUAACGCAACACCCGCUCAACUCGAGAUUCUGCGCAACGAGAAGAUCGGCGAGAUUGAGCAGCAGAAACGUAAAGAGGCGGAUGAGCAGAAAUUGUGGAAUCGGACGAAGAAGUUUUUGUUCGAGGGUUUGAAGAAGGAGGAUGUUCCUGAUGCAGUUGUUGGUUCUGCGGCAGCGACGACGACAACAGCGGCGGUUAGUGAGUUGAUGAAUAAUAAUAAGACAACCGAGGAACAGGCGACAUCGUUCGGGAUAUUGGAGGCUGUGAAUGCGAAGAAAGCGGAAGCUCAGAGCAAUAUCAACGCGCAGGGACCGGGAUCGUUAGAUGCGUUGGCGUUGAACGUCGAGACGACAGCGAAACAGUCCGUCAAGAGCUGGACGAGCUGGGUCUGGGGACGAUAA